Aspergillus aculeatus ATCC 16872 is the source of this 1548-nucleotide messenger RNA. RefSeq names its product slipin family protein. The coding region runs from base 153 to 1178 and encodes 341 amino acids. Lineage: Eukaryota; Fungi; Ascomycota; Eurotiomycetes; Eurotiales; Aspergillaceae. The transcript is spliced from 4 exons. The record is from RefSeq and is a predicted model, not a curated record. Gene Ontology annotation, cellular component: plasma membrane.
CAUCAUUCCUCAAUUUAGCCUUGCAUUUAUCUUGAGGUUUCUUACGUGCCCUUGCCUGACAGAUAUCAUACCACUUCAUCUAUCCGACUGUUGUAUACAAACGGUCGCGCAUUAACCAUCGUCACUCAUACAAUCUGAAACACAUAUCAACCAUGUCCGACAUCAAUGGAAAAGCGCCUGCCCAGCCGGUGGACCCCCGCCCCUCGGCUUCGGCGCGCAAUAAUUUGGUCAACGUGCAGCCGGCGCGCCUGGAGGACUUGCAGCCCAAGUACGCUCAGCAAAUCCAGCACAGCGAGGACAACCCGGACGCGCAUGGCUGGUACGCAGGAUUCAUCCACGGACUGGGAGAGUUUAUCGGAUGUCUGGGUGCCAUACCAUGCUGCUUUUGUUGCCCAAACCCCUUCAAGCCGGUUGCACAAGGUGAAGUCGGCCUGAUCACAAGAUUUGGACGAUUCGAACGCGCUGUCGACCCCGGUCUCGUCAAGGUGAACCCUCUGAGUGAGCACCUCACGGCUGUGGACGUCAAGAUCCAGAUUGUUGAAGUGCCUCGCCAAAGCUGCAUGACCAAGGAUAACGUCAAUUUGAACCUGAGCUCCGUUAUCUACUACCAGAUCGUCUCGCCUCACAAAGCUGCAUUCGGUAUUUCCAACAUCCGACAAGCGCUCGUAGAGCGCACACAAACUACCUUGCGCCAUGUGAUCGGAGCGCGGGUUCUGCAAGAUGUGAUUGAGCGCCGUGAAGAAAUUGCCCAGUCGACAUCGGAGAUCAUCGAGGACGUGGCAUCCGGAUGGGGUGUCGCAGUCGAGUCGAUGCUCAUUAAGGAUAUCAUUUUUAGUAAUGACUUGCAAGACUCACUCUCUAUGGCUGCGCAGUCCAAGCGUAUUGGUGAGAGUAAGGUUAUCGCUGCCCGGGCUGAAGUGGAGUCGGCCAAGCUUAUGCGUCAGGCCGCCGAUAUCCUGUCCUCGGCUCCUGCUAUGCAAAUCCGCUACCUUGAGGCGAUGCAAGCCAUGGCCAAGACGGCCAACAGCAAGGUCAUUUUUCUCCCAGCAAUGAACCAGACAGUGCAGCAGCAGCUUGCAGCAGCUGAAAAUGCUGGGGAGGGACCCAGCCGAUAUGGACAACAAGCCGAAGAUGGAUUUCAGCGUGCAAUGAAUGCACGUGUGGUCGAGGAUAUCUAAGCACCACGGCAUUGUCUUUUGUGAUAUGGCGGAGGUUGAUGCUUAAGUUGAUGAGUUUGAUGGAGAUGUCGCGUGGUUGGACCUGUUUGGAUCUUGCCCAUGACGUUCUCUAAGACAGCGUUGCUGCUGCUACAUUGUGCUUUUUACAUGGAUGCUGCAGCCUGCAUUCAUGCGCGGAUGAUUAUGACGAUACCCACCCUCGUUUUCGCUUUUGCUUCUGAUACUCCCGGAAUGCGUUUGACCUUCUUUGUUGAUAGUUUCUGCUAUCGCUUUGCUAAUAUCCUUGACCUGAUAAUAUUAUUGUGCUCCGAUCGAGAUUAGCUCGAUAUUGGUGUUAUCAUUGCAGCUGCCACCGUACUGUACCUAACUG